CGAAUGAGGCACGUGUAGCAUGGGGCAAGGCGCGAACGCCCGGCAUGGCUGCAACAUGAUUUAAUUGCUCAACCUUAUUCCUUCAACCUUUUUUUUUUCUGCGGGAGCCUUGACUAUGUUUGGAUUAUUUUGGGUCAGUCGACCUAUCCUACCGCAGAGCUUUAUGGUGUCGUAUUAAUGUAAUUGAACAUGAUGCCCCACAACGCCGCCGUCCCAUCGGGUUACAUCGGCUUCGGCUGUUACGUGCACUCGGUGCGGAGUCCAUACAUUCUUCUUAAUUCAAUCCAGACGAAGAGACUCCCCUCUCGCAUCUUUGUCCCAGGCCCUCUGCGUCAUCACCUAGGGCUUGCAACCCCACUUGAACUAGGGUGUCCUCGUACAGUACAUGUACGUUUCCUUUUUUUCUUAUACUUUGCGCAUGUGUUUAGUCUUCUAUUGCUUUUCCGCAGGCCUGAACGAUUCAACAAUCAGAUCGUUGGCAUAGAGUUCCAAGUCCGCAUCGCUCGCUUCUCACCCAACUUACCCACAAUGUGCGCUGCUAGGAAAAAUGCAACGACCGUUGCAACUAUAUCAACUAUAUCUUCUCCCAGACUUGCGUCAAGAUUUCCCCAUCCUCCUCGUUUCCACCUGCUGUUUAGGUAGCCGUCACCAUUGACGCUGCAUGCUUGCAAUCAAGCCACUCAAGCUCGCCCAAGCUUUGCUUCGGGCUGCUAUCAGGUGAACCACGCGUAAAAUUAAAAGAGCCGAGGGGGAGCGGCAAAGAGUGGUGCCGAGCCCAAGUUCAGCUAA
Messenger RNA from Cantharellus anzutake, 789 nucleotides. RefSeq lists its product as uncharacterized. The transcript has a single exon. NCBI's taxonomy places the organism in Eukaryota, Fungi, Basidiomycota, Agaricomycetes, Cantharellales, Hydnaceae. The record is from RefSeq and is a predicted model, not a curated record. The coding region runs from base 190 to 642 and encodes 150 amino acids.